AUGGAUCCGGUGGCUCAGGCGUGUUUCUCGGCGGCGGAUGACUGCGCUAAGGUGCUUUUUGAUGUUCUUGUUGGGCAGGAUGAGAGGCAACUGCCCGGGCGGUUGCUGCUAGGACCGGAGACGCUCCCAUUGCUGGAGGCGGAGAUGAAGAAGACUCGGGAGGAGAUGGAGGCGUGGAAGGAUGUGACGGUCAGUACGUCGUCAACAGGCGGUGCUAAGAAUGUGCCGAUUUUGUGA
Aspergillus fischeri NRRL 181 is the source of this 237-nucleotide messenger RNA. RefSeq lists its product as uncharacterized. The transcript has a single exon. Lineage: Eukaryota; Fungi; Ascomycota; Eurotiomycetes; Eurotiales; Aspergillaceae. Bases 1 to 237 code for a protein of 78 amino acids. The record is from RefSeq and is a predicted model, not a curated record.